Dictyostelium discoideum AX4 is the source of this 327-nucleotide messenger RNA. RefSeq lists its product as hypothetical. The record is from RefSeq and is a predicted model, not a curated record. The coding region runs from base 1 to 327 and encodes 108 amino acids. The transcript has a single exon. Lineage: Eukaryota; Evosea; Eumycetozoa; Dictyosteliales; Dictyosteliaceae.
AUGAACUAUUAUUUAUUAGGAGGAAUAGCAGCUGGAAUUAUUUAUAGUCAAUUCAUUUCAAUAUCAGACGACCAUCAUCAUGAUAAAAUUGAAUCACAUGUUAAAAAAACAAUUGCUUUAGAUCCCACAGCAAAAUCGUGGAUUAGAGAAAAUGAAUUACACACUUUAUCGGGUGAUGCAUUAAUAGUUAGAAGCGUUAAAAAAAUUCACGACAACAAUCAUUCAUUGGAAAAUCAAUAUGAAGUAAUGUUAGCCCAUGGACAACAUAUUCUAAUUUACAUAGAAAAACCACCAUCCAUUGGAACAAAUAUUAAAACAGGUCUUUAG